This is a messenger RNA of Clarias gariepinus (North African catfish), 5078 nucleotides long. RefSeq names its product amyloid beta (A4) precursor protein-binding, family B, member 1 (Fe65) (gene apbb1). Gene Ontology annotation, cellular component: cytoplasm; nucleus. Gene Ontology annotation, biological process: regulation of DNA-templated transcription. The transcript has 14 exons. Bases 216 to 2429 code for a protein of 737 amino acids. The record is from RefSeq and is a predicted model, not a curated record. Gene Ontology annotation, molecular function: amyloid-beta binding; transcription factor binding. Lineage: Eukaryota; Metazoa; Chordata; Actinopteri; Siluriformes; Clariidae.
GCUGGGAUUCGAUUCCGAAUCGAUUCCUCUUUAUAGACGCACCGUAAAUAAAGAAUCGGUUCUUGGUAAGAGAGUCGAAUCCUAGCGAUAGAAUACGCUACAACGGAGCAGCAGUGAUUGUGAAGGGUGAGGAUCUUUUUUUUGUGGACUUAGUCAUUGUAAAUGGUGGGUAUUGAUGAAGAAAAUCGUAUAGAAGAGGUAUCCAGUUCUGUGCAAUGUCUUUGGCGAGCACAUCAGACCUGGUUAAUGACAACACAUGUGUGCCCUCCUCACUGAGUCUUGAUCUACGCUGCCCACACAGUGCUCUACUAGACACAGAGCUUGGUCUAAAGGGCAAAACAAAAGGCACAUCUGCUUCUUCCAAGAGCCGCCACAUCUACGCCAACACCACCUCGUCACAGCUCCUCACAGGAAUCAUGGGUGGUCGUGACGAUGACAUGUCUCACCGCGAGGAAGAGCGGGCAAGAAAUCAAGAAAACGAGCAAGGUCACUCCAUCUCUGGGAGCAACGCCAAAUGGAUGAAGGAAGGUCAGAACCAGCUGCGCAAAGUCGCAGAGCAGCAGCAGGACCUCAAUAGAAAUCCGGACCAGAACCUUAACCUGACGGAAAAUGAGAAUGAGAGUCCAGAAGUGAACCCAAACCAGAACCGCAUACUUGAAGAGCAGGAGCAUGACAUGGAGAACAACAAGAACCUGAAGGUCCUCUGCUCCGAUGUAGACAUCAGGAACACUGCCAAUGAACCACUAUUGAUCGAUACGUCUGAGGUUCCAAAGAUCAAAAAGCAAGAGGAAGAUGAGGAAGAGGAUGAUGAGGAAGAAAGCCUCCCCGCCAGUGGUGGAGAGAAAGACACGGAUUCCUCUGAGGCACAAAGCAGCAGUGAGUCGAGGAACAGUGGUGAAGGUGGGGGCAAGAAUAGAUGUUUACUGUUUAGCAAGAACGGUGCUCCCAGUGAUGAGGACUCCAGCUGUAUGUCUCUGUCUCAGGGGAGCACAGCCACCAGCACUCCUGAUGGAGAUACAGAGUCUUACUGGGACCGCAGUGCAUUCGAGACAGACACUGACCUGCCAGCCGGCUGGAUGCGUGUGAGGGAUACUUCUGGCACCUACUAUUGGCACAUUCCAACAGGCACCACGCAGUGGGAGCCACCUUCCCCAAUGGAAGAGGGCGCAGUGCUGGAGAGACCAUCCAGCACCUCCCCUGCAAUUACCCCCUCUGAGGAACCACAGAUUACAUGGACUGGUGUUCCUCGUCAAAACAGAUUCAAUGAUGACUUGUGGAAGGAGGAGGAUGUAACCUCUGAUCAGAGUCUGAAGGAAUUUGAAGGGGCUACUCUGCGCUAUGCCUCCAUCAAUCUCGGUUGUACUCAGUCAGAGGGAGAAGAGAAACCAAGUUCAUACAGUACUGAUGGGGAGGCUAAGUGUUUUGCUGUGCGAUCUCUGGGCUGGGUCGAGAUAUCUGAGGAAGAGAUGGCACCUGGAAAAAGCAGCAUUGCUGUCAAUAACUGCAUCAGGCAGCUCUCAUACCACAAACACAACCUGCACGACACAGCCGGCAUCUGGGGAGAGGGUAAGGACAUGCUGCUGGUGCUGGAGAACGAGAUGCUAAAUCUGAUCGAUCCUCUGGGACAGACGCUUCUCCAUUCACAGCCUAUCGUCAGCAUCCGUGUGUGGGGCGUCGGCAGGGACAACGGCAGGGACUUUGCCUACGUGGCUCGAGACAAGCUAACCCAUGUUCUGAAGUGUCACGUGUUCCGGUGCGACACUCCUGCCAAGAACAUUGCCACCAGCAUGCAUGACAUCUGCUCUAAGAUUAUGGCACAGAGGAAGUCCUCAAAAUCAAGUCUAAACCGACUAAACACUGAUUCUUCCAAGCUACUGGAUAUCCCAGUUCAGGAGUUCCCAGCACCAAAGAAUGAGCUGGUUCAGCGUUUCCAAGUGCGCUACCUUGGCAAUGUAGUGGUGGCAAAGCCAGUAGGCAUGGAUAUUGUUAAUUCUGCCUUGGAGACUGCACUUGCCUCUGGAGAAAAAUCAGAUUGGAGUCCCGUGACUGUGAACGUGGCCUCUGCUACUCUCACUAUUCUUGUUUCAGACACUGAGGAGGUUCUGUCGGAGUGCCGCGUACGCUUCCUGUCAUUCAUGGGCGUGGGGAAAGAUGUACACACCUUCGCCUUCAUCAUGGCUGAAGGCCCUGGAGAUUUCAUCUGUCACAUGUUCUGGUGUGACCCCAACGCUGCCAGUCUGAGCGAGGCCGUGCAGGCUGCAUGCAUGCUAAGGUAUCAGAAGUGUCUGGAUGCCAGGCCCCCCAGCAGUAUCUCGUGUCUGCCUGGCCCUCCUGCUGACUCAGUUGCUCGCAGGGUGGGCUCCAGUGUCAAGAAGGGUGUGCAAAGCCUGCUGGGAACAUUUAAGAGAGCUGGAGCCCAGACACCGUGAGAAAAUGAAUCCUCACCACAGUGGCUGUCAUUCACAGUUCACUCCAGUUUGUCCCCCACCUUUCAGCUGUACAUCUCAAUCAAGCAUGGAACACACGUUUCAUUUCUCCUGGCCUCUUCUGAUGAGCUCAGGCUUCCCUUCAUUUCUGUCAUGAGUUGUAUGAAUGUCCAAUCAGGACAGGAUUUCAAAACAAAUGAAAUAUAGUACAGAUAUCAUUUUUUCAUCAACACUACAUAAUCUUAACACUAUUUGACACUUUGGUCUAGAUAGAUAGUAUUGCAUCUCAUCACUGAUUGACAAGCAAUGGUUUUUUUUUUUUUUUUUUAACGUGUGAGCGAGCAUAUGCAAUGUCUCUCAUUAUAAAUCGGACCAAAAUUCUCACAUUGUAGACAAAGUACUUAAAAAGGUAUAACUACAUGCCGAAUUUAAUACUAGCACCGAGGAACAUAACUACAGUUAAUUUAAUGUGCUGUAUGUACUGUAACACUGCUGUUGGCACAGGUUUUUAAAUAUUGAAAACGUCUGUUUUAAAUACAAUGGAUGGAUCUUUUAAAAUUGUGUGCAUAUUUUCCGUUAACAGAACACACUGUGCGUGUGUAGUUGGGAUGCUUUCACACUACCUUUUUUACACUGCCUUUAUUUUUAUUUUUUUAAACUCAAUCCUAGUUAAAGUUAACUAUAAAGCAUUUUGUUUUUAAAAAUUGGUCACUGCCAUCGUUUUUGGUCACCAAAAGGGGCAAUUAUAACUCGGUGCCAAGAAACCACCCAAUAGAUCAGAUUCCAAAUUAAGAGCAACAAAUGUGGUAAAAACUUUAGGGGAAAAAUUUGUCUAGUUAAUGAACCAUCAUAUGGAGAUUUACAUUUACAAUAUAAUUUGAUAACUUUUUUUUUUUUUCUCGAAUUUUUCUUUUUCAUGAAAUCAUAGUAAACAACCUUCUCAGUCAAUUCAAUCCAUGUCAACCCCUUUAAAAAAAGUGUAAAAGCACCUUUAGUGUGUAGAUUUAGCAUAAUCACAUACUGUAAGCCCUAGACUAUAAAUCUCUGCUGUACAGUAUAUAACUGACCACAUGCUGAUGUGACCUUAUCAAUGCAUUAUGAGUUAAUUAUUUACACAUUUUGAUUUUUUUUUUUCUGACUGAAAUUAUUUAAACAGAUUAUUUAUAUACUCUAAAAUAGCAUUACUGUAUCAUAGUCUUCCACAAGGAACCGGCUCAGCACAGAGCCCUUAGAUAUUUCACUAGCUUAAACGGGCAUUAGUGUCGGAAUUUAUUUUUGGUUUUGGUAGGAUUUUUAAAAGGAUUUUAAGUUGUGUUAAUAGAAUAUUAUGUUUAAUUUCCCUGCUGGAUGGGAAUUCUGUUUUUAGACAUGUGAGGUCUCACCACUAUGUGGUAAUUUUCUUCUUUUUUCUUCCUUUUUUUUCCUUUUUUAAGAAAGUGACUACGUCAUGUUUCUGAUUGUGUACAAGUUCACUGGGUUAGAGAGGUCUGAUCUGGAGUAGAAAUGAUCAAUAAAAAAAAAUGCUUUAAUCAUGCAGCAUAGGUGUAGACAUAGUGAUGUACAGGAGAGGGCGCCCUCUGCUUUCCGUUGGUCUUGUACAAUAUUGCCAGGUUCAUUUCUCAAAUGGUUUUUGUGAUGUGUGUAUUUUAGAACAAAAUAAAUAAAUAAAUCUGAAACUUCACAUACACUUGACAGAACAACUUGACAAAUUUGUGUGUACAGGUUAUAAAUUGACAUUUUUCUUUUCUCAUGCACCUUGUAAUAUAUUUCACUAUAACUUGCCUCGCUGUUUGGUUAUAAAACCAGUAAAAGCCAUUAACAAACAUCACACCUGACCAUUACUCACUGAAUGUUAGUGUAUAUAAACUAAUAUAGGAAUAGUAGCAGAAUGCACCCAUAUGCAGUAGCACAUUUCUCUGAAUGCUAACAGGUUGUGUAAACUCUACUUCACCCACAGAUGCUCUUUUUUUAUGUACUGAUCAGUUGGCUUGUGAAUAAGCCUUCGCUUUUAGCUCAGCUGCUAAAGAAUGAAUGUUGUACAGUGUGAAAGAAAAUGGAUUUCUGUCAUAUUUUUUUUUUCAAUCCCAUGUCACAGUAGCUUGCACUGCAGUCGCUUUACUAAACAAAAAUGUGUAUGUGGUUGUGUCUCAGCAUUUCGUGUAUAAACUGUAAGGGACUGUAGAUCUAGAUCAGUUCAUGUCAUGGGUUACAACAUGGAAUAAAAUCUGUGUAUUGUCCCUUAAUCAAGGAAUGUAAAUGUUAGUUGUUGAACUAAACCAUUUUAGAAAAGUCUGCUUUUUUUGUUUUUUAACUGAAGAAUGAUGUGCCAAAGUGCACAACGCCAUCAUAACCAGCCAGCCAACUUCAUAUUUCUUUUUUUGCAUAAUAAAGCCAUUUGUGUGCGAGUUAUCUGGAUAGGUGUGCGCUACGGUAGUGCAUUUUCUCAUGUGUAAUAUGCAAAUAUUAUUCAAGUGUUUAGUGUUUCUAGAAAGCAUUUACUUUUCAAUUGAGCAAGAAAGACCAUUUCUUUUAUUUUGUUAUUGCUUGUUUUGAAUUGCUUUCUUAUAAUGUAAAUUAGGUGUCAUGUACUGUAUAUACAUAUAAAUUAAUAUGUGUCACUUGACAAAAUAAAAGUUACUGUCUGUCUCCUCA